This is a messenger RNA of Coregonus sp. 'balchen', 715 nucleotides long. The record is from the annotation of a GenBank genome assembly. NCBI's taxonomy places the organism in Eukaryota, Metazoa, Chordata, Actinopteri, Salmoniformes, Salmonidae.
AUGGGCCGGUUGGGCUGGGUCCUCCUCACCCUCCCAGCCCUGCUCUCCCAGAUCAGCGUUCCGGCAGCGGCCCAGAAGCCACCUGGGCUGAGCGUGGGGGUGGUCUUGGGUCAGACGCGGCCAAUCAGUGACCAGGAUAUAAUCCCGGUAAGGCAGAACGACUACCCUCUGGAGCUGACCGUCACCACCCUGAGAAUCAACCAGACAGACCCCAAGACUGUCAUCACACAGGUAGGUAGGGGGGGGAAACCAGCAUGUUGGGCGGGUGGACUUGUAUGUGGGAUGGCUUUGUCUGAACCCUCAGGUGUGUGUGUGUAACACCUACCUGUGUGUGUGUGAUACCAGGUGUGUGUAACACCUACCUGUGUGUGUGUGAUACCAGGUGUGUGUGUGUGUGUAACACCUACCUGUGUGUGUGUGAUACCAGGUGUGUGUGUGUGUAACACCUACCUGUGUGUGUGUGAUACCAGGUGUGUGUGUGUGUAACACCUACCUGUGUGUGUGUGAUACCAGGUGUGUGUGUGUGUAACACCUACCUGUGUGUGUGUGAUACCAGGUGUGUGAGCUGCUCCAGAGGAAGCCUCUCCAUGGUCUUGUCUUCGCUGACGGGACGGACCAGGAAGCUAUCUCUCAGAUCCUGGACUUCCUGUCCUCUCAAACAUCACUUCCUGUCCUGGGGGUGUACGGGGGAUCCUCCAUGAUCAUGGCCGACAAG